Messenger RNA from Cygnus olor (mute swan), 1789 nucleotides. Its product is annotated as ankyrin repeat domain-containing protein 7-like. Gene Ontology annotation, molecular function: protein binding. The record is from RefSeq and is a predicted model, not a curated record. The annotation marks the transcript as partial. Lineage: Eukaryota; Metazoa; Chordata; Aves; Anseriformes; Anatidae. The transcript is spliced from 3 exons.
AAGUCUGCUGCCUCCCUGGGGCCAGGGUCAGGGAUGUUGCCAGAAACCUUCCCAACCUGGUUCGCCUGUCUGAUUACUAUCCUCUAUUGAUAGUCCAGGCUGGCAGUGAUGAUAUUGAAGAGAGAAGCCUGAAGGCUAUCAAACGGGGCUUUAGAGGACUGGGACGAUUAGUAGAUGGAUGGGGGAGUACAGGUCGUGCUUUCCUCCAUCCCUACAGUGGCAGGGAGGGGUACAGAGAGGACACGGAAAGCCCACCUGAUAAACACAUGGCUCAGAGACUGGUGCCAACACAGAUAUUUUGUUUUUUAUUUGACCAUGGGGCGCUUUACAGAAUAACAAAAUUAUCUAGGUUCUUCCCUCUGAAGCUCGCUUUCGUUACUGCAACGUUCUUUCUGGGUAUUUCUGUGGCCCAGGCUCCUAUAAAACAAACAUGCAGCAUUUUCUCUUCCUGCCCUUCCCCAGUCACUGCGGAACUGGCAAAGUCGGCAGUGAUGAGAUGAUGCUGGAGCCAAGGAAGAGCCAAUUCCAGAAAGCAAAGAGCAGAUCUGAAGAGAGGAGGGAAGCCUGGAAAACUCUGGCUUCCACCCCGUGCAGCUCCUCCCCUGCAUUUCGUUCCACAUGUGCUGCUCCACCUUGCUAUUCAAUAAACUUCGCCAUCUAGUCCAUCAUAGAAGGAGAGAAUUAUUGAGCAUGAAAAAGACCGCGAGACCAUCAAGUGCACUGGUCAACCUGACCUCCGAAACCCCAUUGCCAGGGAAGUGGCUGCAAUGUCUGCACAAUGCACAGACCGUCACAGUUUUUAAGGACUGAAAAGCAACACGAGUUCCUAAUGGCCAACCCAAACCUCCCCUGGCGCAACACCUCCUCACGUGCUAUCCCUUCUCACCUGAGAGCACAGGCCGGCACCCACUUCCACGCGAAGACCCGGGCUGCCCUGCGCUCACCCUGUGCCUGACGCCCGCGAGGCCACCCUGCAGUGGAGGCACUGGGCAGGCACCCCCCGCCCCUGCAGGGCGGUGCCCCCCAGGCUGGACGCCCCUUGUGAUGCCCUUUGUGACACCCUUUGUGACACCCUGCCCGUGGCCUGGCAGCAAAGCCUUGUGCUGCCUGCAGCCGGCGGCGCUCAGUGCUGUCGCCGCCACUGGGGAAGCGACAGCGCGUGCGUGGCCGGGAGCGUGGCUGCGGCCCUGCCCUCGCGUGGUGCCUCUGCCUCGCCGCGGGGCUCCCAGCCGUCUCAGCUCCCGUCUCCCUGCCCGGAGCCCGGCAGAGCCCGCCGGGCGCCUCUGGUGCCGUUGCCCUGAGGCGGGCCAUGGCCUCAUUCCCGCCGCAGCAUGCAGAGGGUCUUGGGGCUCCUCAGGGGCCGUCGGGAGGCACCGUCGGUGCCUGUCGGCUCCAGGAGAGGCAGCCUGGUGGGCUGCACGGCGCGGCCGCCCGUGGCGACCUGGCCCUGCUGCAGCGGCGCCGGUGGCUGAGGAAGCUGUGCAUCAACUGGCGGGAUGCGGAGGGGCGGACACCUCUGCAUCUUGCGUGCGCCAACGGCCACGUGGAUGUCGUUCAGUUUCUGGUUAGGAAGAAGUGCAAGCUGAACCCACGUGACAAUUUGAAGAACACGCCCCUGAUGAAGGCGGUAGCAUGCAAGCAAGAAGGCUGCGUGGCUGUUCUGCUAGAGCACGGCGCUGACCCAAACGUCACAGAUCGUGGCGGCAACACUGCCCUUCACCUCGCUGUCCACACUGAUAACGUGUUUGUAGCGGGGGUCUUACUGCAGCACAAUGCCCAGGUUGAUGCU